CUGAGAAGUAUCUUCAACCAUUGCAGAGUUCAUCUGCCGCGCGAAGUUGUGGAUGACAAUACUGGCACUGCAAGCUACGAUUCCACGGCAGGUGAAUUCACCGUAAAUGUUCCCAAGAAGAAUGUCGGUGAGAAUUUUCCCAACUUGGACAUGAUAACGGAACUUUUGAAUCCACAAAAGAAGAUAUCAGCAAAACAACUGGUUGAAGAAGUUGCUGAUGACACAGAAGAAGAAAAUGACGAUGACGACGAUUAUCUGAUUGAGCAGAACAUCACUGAUGUAAGCGCUGGCUGUACCGAAAAUACCGACAGUAACUGCGGUUAUGGAUUUGCAUGGCGAAGGAAUGGGAUUUUAGGUUAA
Cylicostephanus goldi is the source of this 360-nucleotide messenger RNA. Lineage: Eukaryota; Metazoa; Nematoda; Chromadorea; Rhabditida; Strongylidae. The record is from the annotation of a GenBank genome assembly.